GUUGUAAAUUAAGUCGAGAUACGUGGCGCCAGCCGAGGCAGACGAAAGAGAUGGAUCCCGAUCUAAUCGAAAUGGAUAGUUAUCCUCUGCUCCAGGAUGAUUCUUCUGUGUGUAGUAGUGAUGAAAUGCUGUUAUACAAGCGACCAAUAAGAAAAGUGAAAGAUUCUACGACACAAUACAAGGAAUUAUCAGAUGAUGAAAAAGAAGAAAAGAUAGCAAUUCCUAGACACUUGGGAUUAGCAGGAUGCAUCUGGUAUAUUAUUGGUCAAGUCAUAGGAACUGGAAUCUUCAUCUCGCCAUCUGGUGUUCUCCGAGGCACUGGUGGUUCCGUGGGCUGGGCGCUCUUGCUAUGGAUCCUGUGUGCCAUUAUCCAAUUCUGUGGAGCUCUUGUCUACGCAGAGCUGUCCCUCAUCAUGCGCAAGUCCGGCGGGGACUUCACCUUCUUGCUGCAGGCUUGGGGACCCAUGGUGAGCUUCUCCAGGCUCUGGGUGACCACACUUGUCAAUCCCUGCUCCAUUGCAAUCCAGGCACUUGUCAUUGCAAAGUACCUUCUCACGCCGUUCUUCCAGUGUAUGGAGGAGCCACUUCUUGCCGUUCGAUUCAUCAGUAUCUGCUGUAUCCUAUUCAUUGUCUAUGUCAACUGCGUCAGCAUCAAGUUCUCUGCACGACUUACUGGUUUUCUCACUUUUACAAAGAUGUUUGGUCUCAUUGCAAUAUUCGUGUCUGGCAUAUACAACUUACAACAAGGUCAUACAAAGUAUCUUGAAAGUGCCUUCUCUUCUGGACAUUUUGAUGUCUCUCUCCUGCCUGUGGGUUUCUUCUCAGGACUGUAUGCACUGUCAGGAUGGGAAAUUAUUACAACUAUUACUGAAGAAAUUGACCAUCCAGUGAGAAACAUUCCUCUGAGUCUAUUUAUCUCCAUGGCAACCAUCACUGCUGUCUACCUCAUGGCCAACGUGGCAUACUUUACUCUUCUCUCUCCUUCACAGAUGCUUGCCUCUGGGGCUGUUGCGGCAGACUACAGUGUGCUAGCUUUGGGGAACUGGUCUUGGCUUAUUUGGAUCUUUGUAGCAAUGUCUGCUCUUGGUAGUGCAAAUGCAAGUGUUAUUGCAAGAUCAAGGACUGUAUUUGUAGCUGCACGAGAGGGCCUCUUUCCUGAGAUCCUGUCCAUGAUAAGCUUGAAACACAGCACCCCUCUACCUAGCAUCGUCAUCCUACUCGUCGCCCUGGUGUACGUGGUCGAAGACGACGUCAUUGUCCUCAUCGAGUACACAAUGUUUGUUGAUCUUCUGUUCAUCUUGCUAACAUGCUGUAUCUUGCCAUACUAUCGCUGGAAGUACCCAGACAUCCACAGACCAUUCAAGAUCCCUCUCUUUGUUGUUGGUAUCUAUAUCAGCUCUGUGUUAUUUCUCUUGGGAAUUGCAUUAUACUCUGAUCCAGUUGGGAAGUUGAUUGGUUUAGGCUUUGCACUCACAGGUCUACCAGUCUACUUUGCUUUCCUUCAUCCAAAGUACAAGCUAAAAUGCACUGCUGCAAUAUCAGGAAAGAUCACAAGGUUCCUUCAAAGAGUAUUCUUUUGUGUUCGACAAGAAAAGGAGACAUUCUAAGACAGUGGGUUCGCAUGGUUCGCAGGUAAUCGUCAAUAUCGUGACCAAAUUAAAGUUUCAUCAAUCUGAUAUUCUUCACUGAAAUAUUUUCUACCUGUUUGACUAUAGAUUUUCAUAUAAGAUUUAUCACUAAUAUUGAAUUGGAUUCAAAUUUUCUAUUUUUGUGCUAUAUGUAUAGCUAUAUUUCUGUACAAAAUUACAUUUUAUAUUUUUCCACUUAUUUAUUCAAUUUAUCCGUCAUUAUUCAUGUAAUUUCAAUUCAAAUCAUUGAUUGAUUGAUUGAUCAAUCGUUUUGUUCUCUUGAUGAAAGACACACAACACAAAAUAAAUACAUUCAAAUAUCGAAAUGACAAAUUGAACUACAGUGAUGGCUGAACACUAGUAUAUGAAUGUGAAAUUGCGUUAAUAUAAAUAUGGUAAAACCUAAAAGCUGCAAAGAGCUUGAAUAGGGGUCAUCCCAGUACAUUGUAAUGACAAUUGCAGGAAAGAUAUGGAAACAUGGUUGUAUAAUUGUGCCUUGAAUUGAUAUUGCAUUAGUUUUGAGGAUAUUCAUCUAUGCAUCAUGAGACACAUGAAAGAUUUCAGUUAAAAGUCCAAAGAAGAAGAUUGAAUGAGAACAUAACAUUCCAAGUUUGAUCUUACUUUUAUAAAAAGUGGGAGUGAGAGAUGAAGUGAUAAACCCUGCACUUGUAAAUGCAGUCAAUUUUUCAUAGGAGCUAUAUACAGAUUCACUGUCUAAAAUCAAUUCAGAGAUUAUAUGUGCUCUUGUACUUGGUAAAUGACAUCACUAUCAAAAUCAUGAUUGAGUGCAUUGCACUUAGUACAUGCAGGUGCAAUACGCGUAGGGCUUACUUGCAAUAUGCGCUUUGCUGCUGCAGAUCAGAUGUGCGUUUGAGGGAUUUUGCUUUUCGAUUUCAAAAUUUGCUUUAUUUUCAUAGAUUAACAGAGGAAAAAGAUUGAUUAUUGUUCAUAUUUUCGCUAACUUCUGAGGCAUU
This is a messenger RNA of Lytechinus pictus (painted urchin), 2602 nucleotides long. Its product is annotated as cystine/glutamate transporter-like. Bases 51 to 1607 code for a protein of 518 amino acids. Gene Ontology annotation, molecular function: L-amino acid transmembrane transporter activity. The transcript is spliced from 11 exons. Gene Ontology annotation, cellular component: membrane. Gene Ontology annotation, biological process: amino acid transmembrane transport. NCBI's taxonomy places the organism in Eukaryota, Metazoa, Echinodermata, Echinoidea, Temnopleuroida, Toxopneustidae. The record is from RefSeq and is a predicted model, not a curated record.